Molecule: messenger RNA, 778 nt
Organism: Brassica oleracea var. oleracea
Lineage: Eukaryota; Viridiplantae; Streptophyta; Magnoliopsida; Brassicales; Brassicaceae
Product: GDSL esterase/lipase At5g55050-like
Exons: 2
Coding region: 109-396 (95 amino acids)
Biological process (GO): lipid metabolic process
Molecular function (GO): lipase activity
Source: RefSeq, a predicted model, not a curated record
UUCACAUGUCUCUCCUCUGUAUAUAUACUACACUAAGAUGUACAUCUCUUACAACUCCAUGAGAAAUAAAACCAAUUCAAAGAGUUCGCCGGGAAAAACUAAAAGAACAUGACGACGAACAUAACACCUUCCAUAACCAUCUUUCUAAUCUUCCUCGGUUUACUUCGGAUCGAUUCAUUUCCCGGUUUAGAAACAGCGACCGGAACAGCAGCUUCGGUUCCAGCAGUAUACGUGUUAGGAGAUUCGUUGGUUGAUGCCGGAAACAAUAAUUACUUAGCAAUCUCUAUAUCCAAAGCUAAUUAUCCUCAUAACGGCGUCGAUUUUCCUGGCAGUAUAGCCACAGGAAGGUUCUGUAAUGGCAAAAACGCCGCUGAUGCCAUCGGAGCAUUGACUUGAGUGUUUUGGGGAAUUAAUAUAUAUUUUUGGGUUGAUUUAGCUGAGAAAUUUGGUCUACCGUUACCCCCUCCGUAUCUCUCACUGAAAGGCAUAUUUAAAGAGGAAGAGAGAAAAGCCGCCGCCUUGAGCGGUGUGAAUUUUGCUUCCGGCGGAGCUGGCAUCUUCAACGGUUCCGAUCAGCAAUUUGUAAGUUAUUCUCGUCCAUGACAAAAGAGUGAGACAAAGUAUUGAUUCCAUGGUCAGCUUUAGUUUGGGACCAAAAGUUGGGUGGUAGAUUUGAAACACAAAUAUUUCGUUCUUUUUAUAUUCACCUGGGAAUAAUCUAUUUUGUUAUAAGAUAAACUUUGAAAUGAUCUUCCACUCCUUUACCAACUUAAUCACU